Eleginops maclovinus (Patagonian blennie) is the source of this 1612-nucleotide messenger RNA. It is a transcript of the gene naca, whose product is annotated as nascent polypeptide associated complex subunit alpha. The transcript has 9 exons. Gene Ontology annotation, cellular component: nascent polypeptide-associated complex; cytoplasm. Gene Ontology annotation, biological process: protein targeting to membrane. The record is from RefSeq and is a predicted model, not a curated record. Lineage: Eukaryota; Metazoa; Chordata; Actinopteri; Perciformes; Eleginopidae. The coding region runs from base 97 to 1509 and encodes 470 amino acids.
GUAGAACUCUCGGCCCUGAACCGGAUAUUACCGCGGAGCUGAGGUCAGAAGUUCUCUCUCACAGCCAUCUUGGAUAUAGCAUCCCUAGUCGCAACCAUGCCUGGUGAAGCCACAGAAACGGUCCCAGUCACUGAGCAGGAGCUGCAGCAGCCUCAAGUGGAGACCGCUGAAGGAGUAUUGGAUUCCUCGGCUCCCCCAGAGAUGGCCAUUCCUGUGAGCAAAACAAUUCCACUGGAGAAUCCUCCAGAGACUUCUGAUCCUGCUCAAGCGAUAGUCUCCCCAGAAGAAGCUAGCAUUCAGACCAGCGAUGAUAAAGCAAAUGGUGUAACUGCGACUCAAGAAAUAACCGAGCAAACUGAAGAGACUGUGUUGGUGGCCACACCUGUCACCCAGGAGGAGGCGACUGUUGAACCAGCAGGGGCUUCAGCUGACAUGCCAGUUCCAGAAGAAUCUAUGCCUGCUGUCGAAGCGCCCAUUGUUUCCUCUGAAGAGCCUACAGCCCUUGAAGAAGCAGCUCCAGCAGAAGAGGCAGCUCCAGCAGAAGAGGCUCAAAGUCAGGAGUGUGCUGUUGCUGCUGAAGAUACUGCCAUCGAGGAGGAGGUUGAGAAGAUUUCUGUUGACGCAAAGACCACUGAAGAGGAGCCCAGUGCAGUGGCAGAAGACAUUCCUGAUGAACCAAAACCAUCUGCUACUGAAGAUGUUGUUGCAAGUAGUGAAGAUGCUCCACAGACUGAGGUGAAAAACUUGAGGAAUCUUUGCCUGGACGCAGCUGAAGAUGAAGUAUCGCCUGGUGAUGUGAAUGUCGGCGUGCCUACCAUAAAUGAAGAUCUGGACAAACAAGAUGCUAUAACUCUUCUCACCAAGGCCAUUCAGUCAAAUCAGCCCUCCAAAUGUGACCACAUCCCAUCUCUUUCCACUCGCCACCCGUCAGGAUCCGGUACAGAGUCUGACAGCGAUGACUCAGUCCCUGAUCUGGAGGAACAGGACUCUGCACAGACACAGACACAGCAGGCUCAGCUUGCAGCAGCAGCUGAAAUAGACGAGGAACCUGUCAGCAAAGCCAAACAGAGCCGUAGUGAAAAGAAAGCACGAAAGGCAAUGUCCAAGCUUGGUCUUAGACAGGUAACGGGGGUCACCAGGGUCACUAUUCGCAAGUCAAAGAACAUCUUGUUCGUCAUCACCAAACCAGACGUUUACAAGAGCCCUGCAUCAGACACAUACAUCGUCUUCGGUGAAGCUAAGAUCGAAGAUCUUUCCCAGCAGGCCCAGCUGGCUGCCGCAGAAAAGUUCAAGGUACAGGGAGAAGCCGUAUCAAACAUCCAGGAAAACACACAGACGCCAACAGUACAGGAGGAGAGCGAAGAAGAAGAGGUGGAUGAGACCGGGGUGGAGGUCAAAGACAUCGAACUCGUUAUGUCACAAGCCAACGUGUCGCGAGCGAAGGCUGUACGCGCUCUGAAAAACAACAACAACGACAUCGUCAAUGCUAUUAUGGAGUUGACAAUGUAAUGGGACCCUGGCACGAAAGGGUUAAAGAAAGGUUGCUGAUUUGAGCUCGUUUAUACAAUUUAUACCCAAGAUGGAAAUAAAGUUGUGGCUUGAUAAAAUGUAA